This is a messenger RNA of Dromiciops gliroides (monito del monte), 1410 nucleotides long. Its product is annotated as platelet glycoprotein VI-like. The record is from RefSeq and is a predicted model, not a curated record. The transcript has 6 exons. The coding region runs from base 122 to 622 and encodes 166 amino acids. NCBI's taxonomy places the organism in Eukaryota, Metazoa, Chordata, Mammalia, Microbiotheria, Microbiotheriidae.
AUGGAACAAACCCAAUCAUGGAGGCCUGUAUGACCCCCCCUCCCUCUCAGCCUUGCCCAGCCCCGAGGUGGCCUCAGGACACGAUGUGACCCUCCAGUGUCAGUCACAGCCAUGGUAUGACAUGUAUGCCCUGUACAAGGAUGGAGCAGAGAUCACCCAAGGCCAGGUCCAAGCCCUCGACAGUGGCUGCCAGGCUACCUACCACAUCUCUGCUGUGACCUCUGCCCAUGGAGGGACUUACCGAUGCUACACCUUUCACAGUCACUCCCCCCAGGAGUGGUCAGCCCCCAGUGAGCCCCUGGUGCUCAGGGUCACAGGCACCUCAAAGGGUCCUCACCUCCCCCAAAAGCCUGGGGAUCCCCAAGCCCUGACAUCCUCUCCUCCCACUCAGGCAGGACCUAGGGGAGGAGUCACAGGAAUCAUGGAAUCAUCAAACUUCACAACUGGAUGGUCCAGGGCAGGGACCUUCUCUCCAAGCCCUGAACCCGGGAACAGGACAUCUGAUGCUGCUCCCCAGGAUUACACUGUGGGCAACCUGGUUCGCCUCAGCCUGGCUGGGCUGGUCCUCAUCAUCCUGGGGGUCCUGCUGACUGAAGCCUGGCCUAGCCAGAGGGGACAGUGAGGAAGAGAUGCAGGAUCCCAGGACAGAGGGAAGACACAGCUGGGGUUCACUGACUGUCAGCAUCCCAAAGACUCAUUGAGGCAUCAGGUUCUGCCCAGCUCCAGACAGAGGGAGACCCCUGCCUUCCCAGGGACAUACUGCUGGCCCAAGUUGAUAAUGGCCAGCCCUUCCCCCAGGCCUCCAGAUCUUCCCCACAACACUGAUGUGACCCCCACCUCCCUCAAGAUCUCUUCCCCACCUCAGGCCCUUCCCACAGUCCCAGCAGGGAUGAUCAUUGACAAUAUCUGUCAGUAAUGAAAGAGGAAAAAUUAUCCCCACCCCCACCCCCUACGCCCAAUACAGAAGCAUCUCAGGAUUCACAGAAACCUGUAGGUCUGGCAGUUCCUCCAUUAGUGGGUAUUACUUUGCGUGUGUAUGCGCCUGUGUCUGUCUCUGUAUCUCUGUAUGUGCUUGUGAGAAUUUGUGCAUGCACGUGUGCCUGUAGGCCUCACUGGAAAAGAGCUUUUCACCUGGGCCUGCCUCCACAAACCUUUGGCCAUCAUGGUUUCAGAGACCCGUCAGUGCACCCGUACCUGCUCCAGGCUCCCCAGCUUUCUUCUGCCCACAUCCUCUCCCACACCCCAAGAAUAACCUUCCCCUGAGAUGGCAGGGCCCACACACAUUAUCUGCUGCCAAGCUUUCCUCUUCUCUCCUGUUGAAUAUUAAAAUAUAGCUUUUGUAUCUGCCUCUCUCCUACAAACAAAUCAGAGAAAUGAUCCUUAAUCUCUCCUACAAGAUUAAUAAACAGA